AUGUCAAUCCCAAAUAUUCCAGCUCCCAACACCUCCUACUUUACACCGGCGCAGAUACCCCCGUCGGGAACAGCGGUACUCAUUAACGAGCAGUCUAAGCCUAUUCCAAAGCUAUUCCAGCCUAUCAAGAUUCGCGGGGUUGAAUUUCACAACCGAAUCUUCGUAUCGCCCAUGUGUCAGUACUCAGCAGAAGACGGCCGUCUGACAGCUUGGCAUAUGGCUCACCUUGGUGGAAUCUUCACCCGUGGACCUGGGCUUACCUUCGUGGAGGCGACCGCAGUUACUCCUCAGGGACGUAUUACACCGGAGGAUUCUGGCCUCUGGACUGACGAUCAGAUUCCCGCGUUGCGGGAAAUCGUCGAGUUCGCGCACUCUCAGGGCGUCAAAAUUGGAAUCCAACUAGCACAUGCCGGACGGAAGGCUUCGACUGUCGCUCCCUGGCUCGACUUCCAUGCAACAGCCGCCGUAGAGCAUGGCGGCUGGCCUGAGGAUGUGUGGGCACCAUCACCAAUCCGUUACAAUGAUGCACUUCCGCAGCCGAACGAGCUCUCAAAGGGAGGGAUAAAAGAAAUUGUCCGCGCUUUCGUUGACGCGACGAAACGUUCCCUCAAGGCCGGGUUCGAUGUUAUAGAAAUCCACAAUGCGCAUGGUUACCUUCUUCAUGAAUUCCUUAGCCCCGUUUCCAACAAGCGCACGGAUGAGUAUGGAGGUUCGUUCGAGAACCGUACCAGAUUAACUCUGGAAGUCGUUGAUGCAGUCCGAGGCAUAAUACCCAAAGAUAUGCCUCUUUUCCUCCGUAUUUCCGCGACCGACUGGCUUGAAGAAUCUCUUCCAAAUGAACCUUCCUGGCGACUCGAAGACACCGUCAAGCUUGCAGGUAUCCUUGCAGCUCACGGAGUGGACCUUCUAGACGUGUCGAGCGCCGCCUUGCACCCUGCUCAACGUAUCCCGAACCCAGGCCCAACCGGUUUCAAGGCUUAUCAAGCACCGCUUUCCGAAGCUGUAAAAAAGGCUCAUGGUAUCGACACUCCGACUAGUCUGCAUGUCGGAGCGGUUGGAUCCAUCUCAACCGGCCCUCUUGCAGAAGAGAUCCUCCAACGAGGAAUGAGCGACGUCAUCUUUGUUGGAAGGCAGUUCCAGAAGGAUCCGGCAAGUGUCCUGACGUUCGCUGAACAGCUUGGCACACGGAUCAAGGUAGCAAACCAAAUUGAAUGGGGUCUAGGACUCGGAGUGACUGGACGUGGUCGUAAGGCGCCUCUGGCGACGAAAAAUUAA
Fomitiporia mediterranea MF3/22 is the source of this 1275-nucleotide messenger RNA. RefSeq names its product FMN-linked oxidoreductase. The record is from RefSeq and is a predicted model, not a curated record. Lineage: Eukaryota; Fungi; Basidiomycota; Agaricomycetes; Hymenochaetales; Hymenochaetaceae. Gene Ontology annotation, molecular function: NADPH dehydrogenase activity; NADP binding; FMN binding. The transcript has 5 exons. The coding region runs from base 1 to 1275 and encodes 424 amino acids. Gene Ontology annotation, cellular component: intracellular anatomical structure.